AUGGCUGAAAUGGAUCUCGAACAGUCAGGCUUGCAGGAGGUUGCCAAUGCCAUGCGCGAAGAGAACGGUAUGGAGGGACAUAUUAGCAAUACUGCGCAGAAGCGGAAGCGGGACUCGGAAUCAGCUGAUGACACGAGGCGCCCCAAUAACAAGCGUGUAUCUCCCAAUUCUGGUAAGGCCCUUGACCAAUCUGGGCAUUACCAGGACGGCUCAGUUGAGGCUUUACAAGAUUAUAGUAAUCUCCAUCACGGACUUCCUGAUAUUCAGAACGGCUCCGCUGAGCAUGCCUCUUCGACUGCCGCCGCAGCUCUUGCCGGUAUCUACCCGACCAUGACGAUCCCCCAACCUACCGACGUCUCCUUCGCGACGCAGGGUUCAGAUGGCGAUCGUGGAGAAUCAUCAUUCAUGGACAACAGUCAACAAAAUGAUAGCUUCAUGGAGAACCCCACUCCAAGUCGAGCUUCGAAACCUGCUGUAGGUUCUGAUGAGUGGCACAAGGUCCGGAAGGACAACCAUAAAGAGGUUGAACGUCGCCGACGAGAAACAAUAAACGAGGGUAUCAACGAGUUGGCCAAGAUCGUUCCAGGUUGUGAGAAGAACAAGGGUUCCAUCCUGCAGCGUGCCGUCUCCUUCAUCACCCAAUUGAAGGAGAAUGAGACUCAAAACAUUGAGAAGUGGACCUUAGAGAAGCUCUUGACUGAGCAAGCCAUUGCCGAGCUGAGCGCCAGCAACGAUAAGCUGAAGGCAGAGUGCGAGCGAGCAUGGCGUGAGGUUGAGACUUGGAAAAAGACCUGUCAAAGUGCAGGUCUGGCUCCCAAGAAGGAAGAAUCUGGCGUGGGGGAGAACUAG
Messenger RNA from Lachnellula hyalina, 849 nucleotides. RefSeq names its product Transcriptional regulator (gene CBF1). Gene Ontology annotation, molecular function: DNA-binding transcription factor activity; protein dimerization activity. The record is from RefSeq and is a predicted model, not a curated record. NCBI's taxonomy places the organism in Eukaryota, Fungi, Ascomycota, Leotiomycetes, Helotiales, Lachnaceae. Gene Ontology annotation, cellular component: nucleus. The transcript has 2 exons. The coding region runs from base 1 to 849 and encodes 282 amino acids.